Messenger RNA from Apaloderma vittatum (bar-tailed trogon), 1422 nucleotides. Its product is annotated as zinc finger protein 501-like. Bases 1 to 1422 code for a protein of 473 amino acids. The record is from RefSeq and is a predicted model, not a curated record. Gene Ontology annotation, biological process: regulation of transcription by RNA polymerase II. The transcript has a single exon. NCBI's taxonomy places the organism in Eukaryota, Metazoa, Chordata, Aves, Trogoniformes, Trogonidae. Gene Ontology annotation, molecular function: RNA polymerase II cis-regulatory region sequence-specific DNA binding; DNA-binding transcription factor activity, RNA polymerase II-specific.
AUGGGCGACACAGAGAAGGGCAACCUUCAUCACGAAAAUCCUGUGAGAGCUGAACUGCAUCUGUUCCCCGCCAGAAAGCUCACAGGAGAUACCCACCAGGACUCCGAUCAAAGACAAGGCUGCAAGCAGGAGCUGGGCACAGAAAGCGAGGUGGAGACAUCUUUCGGAAAGAGAUGGGGAAUGGUGACUUCCUGUGGGAUGGAAGUCUGGGAGUGUGAGGACAGUGGCAGAGCCCACAUCAGCAAGGUUAUCCUUGCUAGGGACACGCCAGACCCACCCAUGUGUGGGAACGGUGCCAUUUGGAUUCGGCAGGUGGGAGAGAAAACCUUCGAGUGUCCUGAGUGUGGGAAGAGCUUCAGCCGGAGCUCGUACCUGAGCCAGCACCAGAGGAUCCACCUGGCAGAGAAACCCUUUGGCUGCUCUGAAUGUGGGAAGAGUUUCACCCGGAACUCGGACCUGAUCAAACACCAGCGGAUCCACACCGGUGAGAAGCCCUACCAGUGCAAUGAGUGUGAGAAGACCUUCAGCCAGAGGUCCAACGUGAUCAGGCACCAGCGGACGCACACAGGAGAGAGACGCUACCAGUGCAACGAAUGUGGGAAGAGCUUCAGCCAGAACUCGCAUCUCAUUGUCCACCAGCGAAGCCACAAGGGUGAGAAACCCUUUAAUUGCCCCCGGUGUGAGAAAAGCUUCAGCGACCGCUCCUCCCUGAUCAUACAUCGGAGAGUCCACACCGGAGAGAAGCCGCACAAGUGUCAGGAGUGCGGGAAGCGUUUCCGGGACAGCUCGGCCAUCAUUCGGCAUCAGAGGAUCCACACGGGAGAGAAACCCUACGAGUGUAUUGAGUGCAGGAAAACCUUCCGGCAGAGCUCCUCGCUGGUCACCCACAUGCGAACGCACACGGGCGAGAAGCCCUACAAGUGCUCCGUGUGCGGCAAGGGCUUUAGCCAGAGCUCGGCGCUCACCACUCACCGCCGAAUCCAUGGGGCAAAGGCCUUGCCUGUGUACUGCGGCAGCCUCCUGCCCAACCCCUACCAGUGCACCGAGUGUGGCCGGAGGUGCAGCAACCACUCCACCCUGGCCAAGCACCAGACCACGCACGCCGAGGAGCGGCCCUACAUCUGCGUGGAGUGCGGGGACAGCUUCCGACGGAGCUCGGCCCUCAACGUGCACCUGAGGAUCCACCGCGGCGAGAGACCCUACAAAUGUGAGGAGUGCGGGAAAAUGUUCCGGCACAGCUCAGCCCUCGGUGCCCACUUGAGGAUCCACGCAGGAGCCAAGCCCUACGAGUGCGGCGAGUGUGGGAAAAACUUCCGGAAGAGCUCGACACUUAAAGUGCAUUUUAAAAUCCACGUGGCCAAGAAACCUUAUAAAUGUAUGGUGGGGAGGAGAAUGCUCGCUUCCCUCUCCCUUCUGCCAUAG